GUCCAGCGUCAGUCAGCUGGUUACGCUCCACAUUGACUCAAAACCAAUUCCUGUUCUCUGUCACAUGGGAGAUUUUGGAUGUGGAGAUGGAGGAUGGACACCGGUCAUGAAGAUUGACGGCAACAAGAGUACCUUUCAUUAUAACUCAGGGCACUGGAGAAAUAAAACUGAAUACAACCUUCCUGGAGGGGAGACUGGGUUUGACUCACAAGAGACCAAGUUACCGACCUACUGGAAUACAUCUUUCUCCAAGAUCUGUCUUGGUAUGAAGAUCGGCCAACAGAUCAACUUCAUUGCCAUCAACAAGAAAGCCAAAUCUCUGUACUCACUGAUCGCUGACGGGCAAUACCGCGCCACCUCACUGGGUCGUAACACGUGGAAGAAGCUGAUUGGUUCUCAGGCCUCAUUGCAACUUAACUGUAACAGGGAGGGGUUCAAUGUUAAGGGUGAUACAUAUUACGGCGAUUCCAAAGCAAGAAUAGGUAUCAUUAGUGACGACAGCGCUAGCUGCCGGUAUUGUGCUUCCAGAAUCGGGUUUGGUACAAGAGGGUUUCCUGAUGAAUCCAACACCUGUGGAAACGAGGCAGCGAAGUCACCAGAUAAUGGCGACAAACACAUCAAAGCUAUUGGUUACAUAUUAGUGCAGUAAGAAGGAACUGAUGAAAUGAAGUCAAUAUCCAUUACCUAAAUCAAUAUACUCGAAACGCAUUAAAGUCACGUCAGGUUCACAUUUUUAACCCUAUUUAACAUGGACUUUAGUUUCGUCUGUAAGCCUGAAGGGGUGAGGCUCUUUUAGCCGACCAUAUGUAUUUCCAAAAGAGUGCACUCAAUAGGCUUGUAA
Molecule: messenger RNA, 841 nt
Organism: Orbicella faveolata
Lineage: Eukaryota; Metazoa; Cnidaria; Anthozoa; Scleractinia; Merulinidae
Product: putative skeletal organic matrix protein 5
Source: RefSeq, a predicted model, not a curated record